Molecule: messenger RNA, 807 nt
Organism: Ostrea edulis (European flat oyster)
Lineage: Eukaryota; Metazoa; Mollusca; Bivalvia; Ostreida; Ostreidae
Product: serine protease inhibitor dipetalogastin-like
Exons: 5
Coding region: 83-703 (206 amino acids)
Molecular function (GO): protein binding
Source: RefSeq, a predicted model, not a curated record
UGGCAUUCUUACAGUGUUCCGUUAUGUGUAAAACUGCCCUUUUGGUGGUCUGUUGGUCAGUUUUGUCUUACAGUGUUCCAUUAUGUGUAAAACUGUCCUUUUGGCGGUCUGUUGGUCAGUUUUGUCCGUUAUCCUGGCCAGAAGUGUCCCUUGUGCAUGCCCGAAAGAUCGAGCACCAGUUUGUGGGGAGGACGGUUUUACAUACGAUAAUACUUGUUUGAUGGAAUGCGCAGGUGUGCAGGCCGCCGAGGAGCCGGCUUCCUGCUGUGUAUGUCGACUGAAUUAUAACCCAGUAUGUGGUGAGAAUGGCAAGUCCUAUGGGAACCGAUGUAUGUCAUCAUGCAGAGGGGUGAUGGUUGUGCAUAAUGGUGAGUGCUAUCGAUCAACCACGCCGGUCACGUGUUCAGAUGAGUACAACCCCGUGUGUGGAGCUGACGGGAUUACUUACGGAAACCGAUGUAAAGCCAUGGCGGCGAACGUGGAAAUCACAUCAAAUGGAGAGUGCCCAAGGCAAUGUGACUGUCCCAAUGAUUACAGGCCUGUGUGUGGGAGCGAUGGGAAGACGUAUCUAAACAUCUGUGUGGCUGAGUGUGUCAAUGGAGUUUUCGUAACCAAAGGCGGAGAGUGCGAACAAUCAGAGACCGGAGUGGACGUAGUGGAGAGCUGGGGUCUCCUGGAUCUGAUUCCGUCCACUGACCGAUAGGACUGACCGAUAGGCCUAUACAUCUCAUACAAGGCGUCUUUGUAUUUACUAUUGAACUUUAACUUUAAAAAGAUGUAUUUUUAAAAACAUAUCAUACUGUGAGA